Messenger RNA from Xylaria bambusicola, 914 nucleotides. RefSeq lists its product as uncharacterized. Gene Ontology annotation, biological process: mitochondrial electron transport, NADH to ubiquinone. The transcript has 5 exons. NCBI's taxonomy places the organism in Eukaryota, Fungi, Ascomycota, Sordariomycetes, Xylariales, Xylariaceae. Bases 435 to 734 code for a protein of 99 amino acids. The record is from RefSeq and is a predicted model, not a curated record.
GCUAGCAUCGCCAUGAUGUAAAACGCAUCAUCGCAGGUGCUGUCAGCUGUGCGCUCCUGCCACGCUGUGCGGCUGUCGAGGAGUUGGAGAUGAGCCAAUGACCAGUGGCCAAUUAAAAGCUUAUGGGGCACCCCACCCACCCCCAAUCAUCGUGCGCCUUGGAAGGCCUACCUGCCUACCUCCAACUAGAGACGAUAUAGCUUCAACAGACGACGCCUUUGGCCCUCUCCCCUCCCCGACAUCUCGUCAAACAUCUCCACUCUCCGGGCUGUCCGACCUGCCAUCUGCUGCGAUUGGCCUGCCCCCGAGAUUCGCAUGAAAGGGGCUCGAUCGUCUUCUCAUCCACGCUCGCCCCAACGCCGUCGAGGCAUCAUAACACCGCACUCAAGUACCCCCCAUAUCGAGACCCGCGACGUAGGACGUCUUAGCCCACCAUGUCGAACGGACGAGCUGCAUUGUCACUUUACCGGCGUUCCCUUAAGCUCGCUCUCGACUGGGCUGUUCACCGACACCUGUGGCGUGGUCAGGCGCUCUACAUCCGAUCGCUCUUUGAGGCCAACCGCAAUAUUGUAGAUGUCAGGAAAAAGAAGGCGUUACUGAGCGAGACGGAGAAAUUGCUCGAGACAUGGAAACACCCCGAUCCUUAUUGUCACCCGACUGCUCCUGGAGGAUCCAAAUUUGAGAGAAACCUCCCAGUACAUAACACAGCUCCUCCUCCACCGUUGAAAUUUUAGACGAGGGGACAUCAAGACCCGGGGAAGCAUAGGUACCUUAUAUCAACCUGUACAUAGACUUGUAAUCUGCGCAUAGAAAAAAUAUUGUCUCGAAUUACACCACAAUAUGGGGUUCGUGUUAGACGAAGUGAUGAAUAUACGCAACUUGGCCUAAUAUUUGAAUUCACCGCCAACUCUUCA